AUGAACAGUAACAGCACUAUCGAAGAGGACGAGCUCGUCAGUGUCCUCCCAAUCCAUUUCUCCAAUGCACUUAACCCCAACAUCCAAUUACACCAAUUCCCUCUUCUCUCCCGUCCGCUACAAACGCCUCCUUCAGCCGUGACGAGUGGAAAGCGCAUACAAGCGCGAAUCAAACCAGGCGUGCGCAGACUAGAAAUCCAUGUGCCCGUCGAUCCUCGCCCAGAAGUGUGGAACAGUGAGAAAAGCAGGGACCUUGGAUCAGCACGGCAAGUAGAUGAUCGGGAGAAAAAUCAAGACUCUGGUAAAGGAAAGCAGAGAGAUGGGGAGGAGUCAAAGUUGACUGAGGUGCGCCUUCGGAGUGAGCAGAUUCAUCACCAAGGUGCAUACAUGCUGGGGGUGAUACGAAAUGGACGUCUUAAUUUGCAUCCCAUCGAGGAAACACAUCAGUUUCGACCUACUCUAACAUAUCUCGACGUCCUGAGUCGGAGAAGUAAAAGAUCGCGAGGUGGAGAGUCCGACGACGACUCUGACGAUGGACCUCCCCCUGAUCCAGACGAGGUUGCUCCACCGCCGACAACUGCGAAAAAGGAGAAAAAGCCCCUCGAAGUGAAGGAAGUUCAGGUUGCGGCACGCAAGGCCGGAGACGACAAGGCAGGCAUCCCGCAGGGCGGACUCUCGGCCGCACGCCGAGAGAUAUUGCACAUUAUAAGAGCAGAAGAGGACGAAGGAUGGGAGGAUCUGGAAUUUUAUGAUGGCGAGUCAGCAGAGGCUGGCGCGUCGUUUGAAGCGACGUUCUCGCGGCGAGAAGACCAGCUGGAGUGCAAAAUGGACAUGACUGGAUUCCUCAAAAGCAUACCUGGCUUGUAACAUUAGUUGCAGAGCGCUGUGUAAGGUUUGCAUGUACAUGGGCAUGAAGGCUGUGAGGUG
Molecule: messenger RNA, 927 nt
Organism: Coniophora puteana RWD-64-598 SS2
Lineage: Eukaryota; Fungi; Basidiomycota; Agaricomycetes; Boletales; Coniophoraceae
Exons: 3
Coding region: 1-867 (288 amino acids)
Biological process (GO): DNA-templated transcription
Cellular component (GO): RNA polymerase III complex; nucleus
Source: RefSeq, a predicted model, not a curated record